This is a messenger RNA of Patiria miniata (bat star), 534 nucleotides long. Its product is annotated as snaclec mucrocetin subunit alpha-like. The record is from RefSeq and is a predicted model, not a curated record. The transcript has a single exon. NCBI's taxonomy places the organism in Eukaryota, Metazoa, Echinodermata, Asteroidea, Valvatida, Asterinidae. Gene Ontology annotation, molecular function: signaling receptor activity. Bases 1 to 534 code for a protein of 177 amino acids.
AUGGCAGCUCUUCGUGAUAUUUUGGUUGUGUUUCUGUUCGCCUUGGGAGGUUUUUCGACCUUGUCGGCUCUCUGCCCUCCGGGCUGGAAGAACUGGCAUCAGUCAUGCUACGCGAUGUUCUUCGAUCGUAUGAGCUGGGCAGAUGCCUCAAAGUUCUGCGACAUUAAACAAAGCCACCUUGUCGUGCCGAAUUCACAGGCUGAGAACGAUUUCUUUUGGCGGAUGAUGACAGAACGAUUUGAGACUGUAAAACGGCGCAGGGUCUGGAUCGGCUGCAAACGCGAGUCUGCUAAUUCGAGCUUUGAAUGCGCUGGGAAUACUGAGAGAAUGAGCUUCACCAACUGGGCACCGGGUUAUCCCGAACAAGGAGAUCCUCAGUGCGUUGUGUUGUCGAAGGGCCUCGGAACAUGGAAAACUAACAAUUGCGCACGGUCGCCCUUCUACAAUUAUGUCGUCUGCGAGAUGCCGAAUACUCCUCGCGUGCACUGCUUGAGGGCCGAUUCAAACGGGCGCUUCGUCACCGACAUACCGUGA